This is a messenger RNA of Triticum turgidum subsp. durum (durum wheat), 1341 nucleotides long. The record is from the annotation of a GenBank genome assembly. Lineage: Eukaryota; Viridiplantae; Streptophyta; Magnoliopsida; Poales; Poaceae.
AUGGUCCGCGAGCUCCUGGCCGUGCUGGUGCGCGCGGCGCUGCAGUGGGCGCUGGCGUCGCUGCUCCUCGCCAACGGCGCCGCCUUCUGCCUCAUCGCCGCCGCGGCCUCCUCGCUCCGCCUCGGCCCGCCCUGCCUCCUCUGCGCUCGCGUCCACCGCCUGCUCUGCACCUCCUCCUCUGGCGACGCUGGUUGCAGCCAAGAAGAAGACGACGCCUUCCGCCGCCUGCUCUGCGACGCUCACGUCGCCGCCAUCGCGCGCUUAGGCGCACAAGAAACAGAGCAGCCGGCGUGCUCUCCUUCUGAUCACGUCCACACAGGGACGAAAUAUGACUCAGAUAAAUCUCGAGGUCUAGAGUCUCAACGCGUCGUCUCCAUCGGUAGCGAGAUCUGCGAGCAAGAUCGUGGCGCCGACGACGACCAACCCCGUGCCACCAACCUCAGCGUCCUCCGAAGAACGUCGAGCACCGACAGCGGCGAAGGCCCGUACGUAUCCCUAUUCGAGCUCGCUCCCCUCGUCGCCCUCCCGGAAGACACCCUGCCGGAUUACGAUGCCAAAGAAGCACCUCACGGCCACGGGCACGGGACGGCGAAGACGGAGCACGACGAGAGCGCGUCCCCGAGCGCCGCGGCAGACGGCGAGCAGGCGCUGACCGUGAGCGGCCUCGUGGCCGCCCUCCGCGCCCAGCGGAGGGAGCUGGAGGCGGCGCGCGCGGAGCUGCACGGCGAGCGGCGCGCCAGGGCGGAGCUGGAGGAGCAGGGCGAGCUGGACCGGGAGGCGGCGCGGGUGGCCAUGCAGCUCGUCCACGAGACGGAGACGGAGAAGCACGAGCUGCAGCGGCAGCUCGACGCGUUCAGAGUCAGGGUCCAGCUCCACGGCCACGAGGCCGCCGCCGCCUCCUUGGACGCGGACUGCUCUGCUCCUCCGGCCAACCGGCUCGGGCGCCGGCUGAGCCGCGACGGUGAUGGUGAACUGGUGGGCCUGGAAGACGAGGCGGGCUGGAGCGAGAACAAGAACUACCAGUCGCUGGUGGACUUCCUGCCGGGCUCGGUCUACUCCUCGUCGCCGGACCUGGCCAACCUGCUGAGGCUCUACACGGAAGGCAAUGGCAAUGGCGCUCGUCGGCCGAAAGAGGGUGAUAUCACUGAGGAGGAGGAAGAGGAGGUCGUCGUCGUCGCCGUCACGGCCGCAGCUGUUUCCGGUUUCGACGGAGUGGACGGUGAGGAGGCCACUAGCACUGCUGCUGCUGCUGCUGCAGCUGCUUCCGUUUUCGACGAAAGUGGUAGCGACCACGUCGGAGCAGAUCUUGCACAAGACGAAGCAGCAGUAAUGCGUGCAUGA